Messenger RNA from Aphanomyces invadans, 616 nucleotides. RefSeq lists its product as hypothetical. The annotation marks the transcript as partial. The record is from RefSeq and is a predicted model, not a curated record. The transcript has 4 exons. NCBI's taxonomy places the organism in Eukaryota, Oomycota, Saprolegniomycetes, Saprolegniales, Verrucalvaceae.
GGUUGGUCCCGACCCGUCGCUACAACGACACAUAAGAUCGUGUGUGUAGACAAAGCUACGUCGUGCGAGAACGUCGUCCGUUCAUUCUGUUGGGGCCACACUGGAUUGGUGUCGUGGUGACGUUUUCCCUCAUCGUGAUAUCGACUGUGCUGUUCAUCGAUCAGCAAUGUCGAGGCCUGGACCCCUGGUACACGCUGUUUUCCGUGUUCAUGUCCAUUGUGACAGUCUACUUUCUCUUCAAGACGACAUGCACGGACCCUGGUAUCGUGCCGCGCGGUACCCUGCACACGGAUCCAGCCCUGAUCGCGCGAUGCAGCUACUGCGACAUAUGCAAUGUUCACCAGAGCCGGCACACCGAGCACUGCGACGACUGCGGCGUGUGCAUCGAGAAAUACGACCACCAUUGCCCGUGGAUGGGCAAGUGCAUCGGCAAGGCCAACAUGAAGUGGUUCCAGCUCUUCAACUUGGCGUGGGUCGUCUACCUCGUGUUUGUGCUCGUGGUCACGAUGCAAAACGCCAGCGCGCACGCCGAUCUGCUCGUCAAGGCCGGCAACCAGUACAUCCACCGCGUUCAAGGCUCCCAUUAGGCCCAGCAAAUAAUCCACACCGUUGGUGC